AUGGAGCUCAGUCAACUUCCUCUUGUGCUCUUGCUGAUUUCAAACAUCUACUCUGGACAAACUGAAGAAACCCCAAAAGCCACAGUGACCAUCAAACCUGCUCAACGUGUGUUCAGAGGAGAGAGAGUCACUCUCAGAUGUGACAUAAAUGAUGAAGGAGUCACUCGCUGGCAGUACGGCUGGUAUAAAGACGGUUCAAACAAAUCUUUCAGUAAACUACAGGAAUACACAUUCAGUUCUGUUACUGAGUCUGAUGCAGGUAAAUUCUCCUGUGAUGGAGCAGAGCCAGGAGGAUCACACAGCUUGCACCGCAGUGAUGAAGUUACACUGGAGGUGUCAGUUCCCAGAGCAGUUUUAAGUGUUUCUCCACAGUCGUGGUUGACUGAAGGAGAUCCAGUGACUCUGAUCUGUGAGGUUAACGGCUCCUCUACAGGCUGGACAUUCAGCUGGUUCACUCUAUCUCUCUCAUCAGUCAGCAAUCAUUAUGAGCUGCUCUCAGACAGCAGCAGAGGAGCUGGAGGAAACUACACCGUCAGUUCUGCUGCUCUAAAACACACAAGAGUUUUUAUGUGCACAGCAGAGAGAGAAGAACCAGUCGAUUACACAGAGUACAGCAACAAACAGUUAAUAUGGGUCACCGGUGUUUCUCCUCCAGUCUCUCUGAUCGUCAGUCCCAGCAGAAAUCAACACUUCACAUCUGUCUCUCUCUCUCUGAGCUGUGAGGAGCAGAGUAACUCUACUGGAUGGACCGUGAGAAGAUACACAGACACCUGGCGGCUGGAAAAUUGUUCAUCAUCAUUGUGGGGAUCACAAACAGGAUCUACAUGUACAAUCAGAGACACCAGCACAGAGGACACUGGAGUGUACUGGUGUCAGUCUGAAUCUGGAGAGAAAAGUCAUCCUGUUAAUAUCACUGUACACUCUGGUGUGAUUCUGGAGAGUCCUGUUCAUCCUGUGACUGAAGGAGAAACUCUGACUCUACGCUGUUUAGAUCAAAAUACAUCCUCACCAAAGCUCAGAGCUGAUUUCUAUAAAGAUGGGUCACUCAUCCAGAAUCAAACUACAGAGAUGAUCAUCUCUACUGUCUCAAAGUCAGACGAGGGUUUCUACUCCUGCAAACUCCCAGAGAGAGGAGAGUCACCCAAGAGCUGGAUCUCAGUCACAGAUGAGAGUCAAUCAAACUUGUCUCAUUCAGGAUCUCAGAUCUCUGUCCUCCACACACUCACUUCUGUUCUGGCAGUUUGUCCAUAUCUGCUCGUGACAGUCGUGCUGAUUUUCAAGUGCUACAGGAUGAGAGUUGGAUCUGUUGAAGAACAAGAAACUGCAAUCUGAUCUUAAUCUGUCAUGAUGGUGAGAAAACUUCAGCUUCAUCCUGGAAUCUUUCAGUAUCUCAGUUCAGACUGAACAUGACUUACUGUAAAAGUCAAUUUUUUGGGAAAGACUCCUUUUGACAUCUCACAGUUGUUAAAGUCAACAUGAAGCAGCAUCACAACUCUUGACUUCUGAGUGAGACAGAAUAUUAAUCAGAAAAUGUGUAGAGAAGAACUUGAUUU
Messenger RNA from Carassius gibelio (silver crucian carp), 1553 nucleotides. Its product is annotated as sialoadhesin-like. Lineage: Eukaryota; Metazoa; Chordata; Actinopteri; Cypriniformes; Cyprinidae. Gene Ontology annotation, molecular function: transmembrane signaling receptor activity. The record is from RefSeq and is a predicted model, not a curated record. Gene Ontology annotation, biological process: cell surface receptor signaling pathway. The transcript has 10 exons. Bases 1 to 1332 code for a protein of 443 amino acids.